This is a messenger RNA of Lineus longissimus, 6391 nucleotides long. RefSeq names its product mucin-3B-like. Gene Ontology annotation, cellular component: chromatin; nucleus. Bases 1 to 4233 code for a protein of 1410 amino acids. Gene Ontology annotation, molecular function: histone H3K18 deacetylase activity, NAD-dependent; NAD+ binding. NCBI's taxonomy places the organism in Eukaryota, Metazoa, Nemertea, Pilidiophora, Heteronemertea, Lineidae. The transcript has 9 exons. The record is from RefSeq and is a predicted model, not a curated record.
AUGGCGGAUGAAAGCUCCAGUAGAGAAAGAAAGCCGUCAAGACAGGCCAGAAAAUGUGCCGAAAUAGGCAGGAUUCUGGUCAAAGAAGAAAUCAAAGCUCGCUUCAAACAGGUUGAGAAAGCGUUGAAGAAAGAGACCAAUGAUAGAACGCCGGAGGAUCUUCAGCUGCUGGAACACUCACAAGACAUUGUGGAUGAGAUUGAGAAGAGAGCCAAGAAAAGGGAUGUCAAGAAACAAAGAACAUUGGAGAUAGAAGAUUCAGCAGAUGAACUGGACAAAAAGUGUGAGAUUUUGGCGAAAGCAAUCUCAGAGGCAGAGAAUCUCAUUGUCUACACAGGAGCCGGUAUAAGUACGGCUGCUUCCAUCCCUGAUUACCGUGGACCGAAUGGAGUUUGGACGUUGCUGCAGCAAGGAAAGAAUGUAGCGCCCCAAGAUCUGAGUGAUGCCGUGCCUACUAUCACCCAUAUGAGCCUGACACAACUUUAUAAUGAAGGAUAUGUCAAGUAUGUUGUCUCUCAGAACUGUGAUGGUUUGCAUCUGCGGGCGGGGUUGCCACGAUAUGCCCUCUCUGAAGUUCAUGGGAACAUGUAUAUUGAGCAUUGUACAAGAUGUAAACCAGCCAGAGAAUACAUCAGGAUAUUUGAUGUGACAGAAAAGACCGCCCUCUAUCGACACAAAACAGAACGAUUCUGUCACAAAUGCAAGUCAGAGCUUUCCGACACGAUUGUUCACUUUGGAGAGAAGUCAAGACCAGAUUCAGUUUACCAAUGGCCAGUGGCUGCUGAUUGGGUUGAAAAAGCUGACACGAUACUAUGUCUGGGCUCAAGUCUCAAGGUUCUUAAGAAAUAUUCCCAUUUGUGGUCGAUGGAGCUUCCCCCUGCAAAGCGCCCUAAUAUCUUUAUUGUGAACCUCCAGUGGACACCCAAGGAUGAUGUUGCCGCUCUUAAGAUCAACGGCCAAUGUGACAUUGUAAUGGAAAAAGUCGUGGAGAUACUCGGUCUCAAAAUACCGGAUUACAAAGAGGCGAGUGAUCCCAUCUUCUACCUUCACAAGCCACUGACAGAAGAAGAGCUGCACACCACUCUGAAAAAGAUUUUGAAGAUCCCAGAUAAUCUAACGCCGCCAAAAUGGGUCUAUUUGAAAAACCAACGUGGCAAGAAACACCUCAAAGGCAAGAAGAGAAAGCAUCGCCAGCAGAAAUCUGAUGACAAUCCACCAACAAAGGCAGCUAAAAUAAAGAAAGAGGACUUGGACAUGAUGGAUUCCGAGGAUGUCACAUCAAGUUUACCUAGUCCUGAUCACACAUACGCAUCUAAUUCGCCAAGAUCUAUUGGUUAUUCCCGGUCAAAUUCACCAAGAUCUCUCAACUAUUCCCGGUCAAAUUCACCUCGAUCUUUGACUUAUCCUCAAUCGCCUCGAUCUGCCAGUAAUGUUGUAUCAUUAUCACCAUCCUUUGCAGUUGAAGUUGAACUUCCAUUUAAUUCAGUGAUGCCAAAUCUUAGCGGGCAAAACUCACCAAAAUCUGAAGGUGGUCAUUCGACGCUUAGUAAUCUGAUUGAUGAUGUGGUGACCAAGUUUGCAGAUGAAGAUGAAGCUCUUAAUCUUGAUGACUAUCUUAACAAGCCAGAAGAAAAACACUCGCUCACUAAGAGACUAGACAGUGUUCCCAAAGUGGAACAUAAACAAACAAGUGAGGAAUCAUUCCAGACAACACGAUGGAUAUUAAACCAGCCACCUAUGUUUAAUGUUCUUUCGCAAGGACUUGGUGCUGUAGGUUUCCCCGGUGCUCGACAUCCUGCAUUUCUGCCUGGCCAUAUGAUGUAUAGUGCGCGGGGUUGUCCCCCAUUUGCAGCCCAGAUGCCGUUUAUGCAAAUGAUGCAGACGAGAGGGUGUGUGCCUCAAACGUCCUCAACAGGUCUGGCGGCUCUGCCCCAAAACAUAGGUGUUCCUCAGUCUUCCCUGCCUAUCAUGUCAACCAAAUGUGUCUCCUCCCAGACGAUGCAACUUCCAGUCUACAUUCAGACAUCACAAGCCCCGGCAACCCAAGUCUCCAGUUCCAUCCAGGGUAAACUGCCAGCCAGCCUCUCCACUGUCCUUCCAUCAUCCCAACCAGGUCAAUCCCAAGGAUCAUCUGGUGUGGCAGCUACGUCAGCACAGGGUAUGUCAAGUCUCACCGUGUCAACCUCAACCAGUACAAACGCGGAACCUCCAGAUGGUAUGGCUUCGAAAUAUCCUAUCCUGAGUGGCUUUAUCAAAAUUGCUGAGGAGGAGGCAAAAUCUCAUGAUAAUCCAAACGUGUCUGUUAAUCAACCCCAAGGAACAUUGCCACUUGAUGGCACCUCAAACACCAAACCAGAAAGCAGUCGUUCAAAUCUGAGUUGUCUUAUUGAUGAAGUUGUAAGUAAGUUUGCGGACGGAAGUGAAAGUUCUCCUGGCCAGAGUCAGCCAGCCCCCUCAGUGCAGCCUCAGGAUGAUAGUCGUUUUUCUAACAGAGUGCGCCAACGUUUGUUCCAUCAUAUCAAGCGACGGUCAUCACAGAAUCUCCUCGGAUCUGGUGAGAGUCCAAUGCCGUCACCUGAGCCUAACUCUCCUAGUCGCACGCCAGCCACCAAUCCAAUCCAUCCUACUGAUGUUCAGGGGCGUUUUGUAUUCCCGACAUCAAUACUUGGACACCAGGUACCACAUGCAGUAGGACUGACCCAACCUUCAACAAUUAUUAACCAAGGCACUACACCAAAUACGUUGCCUAUAUUUCCAUUCAUUCCUUCUUCAUGUGCCCCAGUAUUGGCUCAAGUGCUUGCACAGCCAACCUUGAAAACUAAUACGAGUAUUCCUGCACUUCCCAUCUUUACUGCUGGAUUGGAUAACUCAGAAGAUCGGGCAUGUGGACAAGGUACCAGUAGCGAAUCCUCGAAAAACAAGACAACUUCACGAGGUCGUGCAGUUCCUCAAAAUAGUGCCACUGCACUGCAAAAUUUAGAGAGGCAAGUUCAGCAGAUUCGAGAAAGUGUUCCAGAAAGUUGUAUUGUGAAGGCAGCCAUGAGUGGUGACAAACUGCCUGUCCUACCAAAACCAGAAGAACUUGUGAUGUACUUGAGACAGAGUUUGCCCAGCGAUUCUGUCGGGGAUAUUCCUGAUAGGCAGCUUGCUUCUAACCUUUCUAACGGACAGACAUUGCCAGUUGCAAGCGUACCAGUGUCAGUAGCAGCCCAUCCUGUGUCGGUAACAACCCAACAUGCGUCUUCAACUACAUGUGCUCUUUCCACAGCAGCUCAUCCGGUUUCGACCGCUGGUUCACAUGCGACUGGUGGAUCACAUCCAGUGCUGGCAGCAGCACUGGUCAGAACUCGACCAGUGUUUGUUGCAGGACCUUUAAAAAGCAACCCUGUUUGUGAAAGUCGAGUGCAGCAAGCAUUAUCCUCUGUCCUUGAUGAGGGCGCGCCCUGUGAACUGUCCGGUGCUUCAGGGGUUACUACACCACAGCAGCCCAUGCCUAUUCCUGAGAAAAGUGUAGCAGACAUAACUGAAAGCUUCAAACAAGGCAGCCACAUGCUUGAAAAGUGUAAAGAGGACCCAGGAAAGACAGUGGUGUCACUGUCGGCAAGCACAAGUGUUCUCGAGUCUCAAAUAUCUGGUGGUGUUGACUUGAGUGGGUCUGGUACUAGACCAGUGUCAUCUCACGGUGCACCAUCUGAGAGUCUUUAUGGUAGUAGUACAAAGGAGCAGCCAUGUGCACUGACACAGCUUGCAGAGUAUGUGAUUAGUGAUCAAUUAAACCACGAAAACCACUGUGUUACUGAUGAGAGAUUUGUCUCCUGUCCAGAUUCAUUCCCAGCCAGUUCUGUUUCUGCAAUCAAAGUGAACACUAACUCACCUCAUCAGAGUGCACUAGUGCAGAAAUACUGGGCAGACAAGACUGUUUUAGACACACUGGGUUCAUCUAGUGACAACACAAACUCUCCAAAAGAUCAAAAAAGUCGAGAGCCUGAGUCUGUUGAGACGGAAAAACUGAGUGUUCCACUUCCAGAGGCCGGGGUGUCAAACUCUCGAAAGUCAAGUCGUAGCUCCUCUUUCUCUGAGUCAACUGGAAAGAAGACUCCGGUGGAAUUCGAUGAGUCUUCAAAAUCUUCGACGGGAAGUGAAGAAACUAAAGCUGCCAAGGAGAAGAAUAUUGAAGUGGGGUCUAUUCCUGGUUGGUUUGGGAAGGGCUUGAAGAAGAAGAAGAGAAGGUGAAGUUUGACCCAGUUUCGAGUGGUCUGGUUUUAGCUUUAGAAUACCUUAGGGCUGGGCUAGAGAAUCUCAAAUAGUGAAUAUAGAUUUGUUGUUUUAUCAAAGAAAGUCAUUUGGAAAUAUUAUUCGUAUGAUCUGUAGUUUGGGUUUACGUUGAAGUUGAAGCAAUGGUCUGCGCUUCAUGACCAGUGUGCUUGUAUUAUAAAGUUCAGAUUUGUACAGCACGUCACGUCAGGCAAUCAUCAUGAAAUAUGAACUUCGUUUACCAGAAAAGGACGCUUGGAGCAUUGUUGUUUCGUACUAAUGAUGUUAUGUGUUGAUGGUUUAGAUGCCAAAGAUUUAUAUUCUUUUAUGAAAGUAUAGCUUUAUUUGCUUGGUAGAAGUUUAUGAUGCAAUAGAAAUGUUGUUAUGCAAGUUAAGUCUUAUUGUGCUAUAGGUAAAGUUUUUGUACAAAAAGAAACCCAUUGGGUGGUUUCACAUGAUGUCAUCGCCUGCCAUGCUGGAAGGCCAGACAAAGGAAAGCAGGCCCCUAUGAUUAUGACAGCAUUUGAUUCAGUUAAGUCAGGUUCUGCCCUCCACAAUGGCCGGCUGUGAAAACACUAUACAUCACAAUUGUUAAUCUGGUUAUGCAUGCACAUGAAUAAGUUCAUUGGGUUCUACUCAAAACAAAUCGGGAAAUUCUGUUCCAUAUUCGACCAACGACAGUGUUUUUACCUCAAAGGAGAAUAACGAUCUGGAUCCAUUUCAGACACUCGUGCUCCACAGUAGUGGAUCAUUAGCGGCUACUGCCAUCUAUUAACUCUGUCAGGUCUGUAAUGACCGUCUUAUGUCAACACAUAUACAGGCCUCUUGAGUAGAAAAACCUUUCUAUAAGCUAAUAUAUAAACUUAUGGAUAUUGUUGUAUUGUUUAAAGGGAGACUCAAGGCAGGAGUCAGGUGGGCCAGAUUAUGUUUACCCAAAGUCAACAAUAGGUGUCUCAACUAAGUCAAAGCAGUCCAGUUACCUAACUGCAUUUAUGUGCCCGGGACCACCAAUUGAGCCUCGAGUUCCUCUUAGCUGUUUGUUUAUGUCACUAACAUGAAUGAUGCAAAGUACAAAUAUAUGCACCUCAGAUGAGAAAAAUUGCGAGAAAAUGCACCAAUGAUCUGAUUAUGUCCCCACGUGCAAAGUUUCAUGAUUUGAUGUUAAUAUUAGGCGAAUCAAAACCUCAGGUUGGAGUUUAUGGCAAUUUUUGUUUACUUUUUCUGGUUGAUCAUAAGAGGAAAAUUUCAAAAUAUGAUUUUCUUUCAGCAAUUGUCAUUUGCACAAAGAUCAUGUUGACAUAUAUCUCUGUCCACGAAGAGGUCAGUUUUACAUUCUUAAAUUCAGGCCUUGUUCUGCUGUGUAUGGGGUGAUGAUUUGGAUCUAAUAGAGGAAGUUGACCAAUCACAUAGAUUGAAUGAUAGAAGACAACUUUACCAUGAACAAAGGCUGGACUUAUUGAAAGUGAAACUGACCUCUUGUGACCACAAAUAGAGUAUCUCUAUAUCUUAGCUAGUCAAUGCUUGUAUAUAGAUUCAUUAAUUUAUAUCUUAGUUUUUGUUUAGAAAUAUGUCAAAGUUGUAACAUACAUGUAUAACAAGUGCAGCUGGUUAUAUUUUGUACUAUUCAGGGUGUCCCAAAAUAUGUGCAAUUGUACUUUCAAAGUUCUCCAAGAUACUUCAUGGCGGUAAGGUCGGACCCAGUGAUGUGAAGACAGACUGUCAUAAGAACCUGGUAUGGGAGUACGGUUGAGCAUUUUUGAGACAACCUGUAUUAAGGGUUUGAUUCUGUAGGAAUUCUCUUAACAGACACCCUCUAAGUAAAAUGACACUGAUUUUGGUUCCUGCGUAUGUACAAUAGUAAGGUCAAUAUAUUUCAGUCCCAAGGAGUGUCCUUAAAGAGAGGUUCUACUGUAUUUGGUCAGGCUUAUGUGUCAUACCCUCACAGCACAGCACAGCUAUGUUGUUCCUCGGGUGUAAAAUAUGCAAGUGUAUGCACAAAUGUAUCUUCACAGUCAGUCCCUUCCCCGUCACAUGUGAUCCACUCGUGAUUAAACUUAAGGGCCCUGUCUUGCUGGACUUUGUGGAAAUUGUGUAAGACGUCACUGUUUUAUUUUUAAUAAAUCCUACCUCAUUUGAA